AUGUCGGACUCCCCCCAAUCUCCUCCCAAGGAUGUCGACCACGGUGCACAGUCACCCGACGAGGAAGGACAAAUGAACGAGACUCAGGACACACAGUCUGCCGGCCUGGCUAGCUACGAGUUCGAGGGCGUUAAAGAGCAGGAUAGGUGGCUUCCCAUAGCCAAUGUCGCUCGCAUCAUGAAGAACGCCUUGCCCGACAAUGCAAAGAUAGCGAAGGAGGCAAAGGAGUGCAUGCAGGAGUGCGUCAGCGAGUUCAUCUCCUUCAUUACCAGUGAAGCCUCGGAGAAAUGCCAGCAGGAAAAGCGGAAAACCGUCAAUGGCGAGGACAUCCUGUUUGCCAUGACUUCCCUAGGAUUCGAGAACUACGCCGAGGCCUUGAAAGUCUAUCUUUCCAAGUACCGCGAGCAACAGAACCAAUCGAACAGGGAUAGGGCCAUGGAAAACACCUGGGGAAGCUCUAUGAUGCCUGGCGAAAAAGGCGAGCCUUCGUCUGCUGGUGGGGACUACGCCGCCGAAGGGUCGGCCAACGCUGACGGUGGUGCGGAUCCCAACUACAUGUACAGCUCGCACGCCACACACAACGGUGCUGGCGCCGGAGAAGGAUACUAG
This is a messenger RNA of Hirsutella rhossiliensis, 609 nucleotides long. RefSeq names its product histone-like transcription factor (CBF/NF-Y) and archaeal histone domain-containing protein. NCBI's taxonomy places the organism in Eukaryota, Fungi, Ascomycota, Sordariomycetes, Hypocreales, Ophiocordycipitaceae. Gene Ontology annotation, biological process: regulation of transcription by RNA polymerase II. The transcript is spliced from 4 exons. The coding region runs from base 1 to 609 and encodes 202 amino acids. Gene Ontology annotation, cellular component: nucleus; CCAAT-binding factor complex. Gene Ontology annotation, molecular function: protein heterodimerization activity; DNA-binding transcription activator activity, RNA polymerase II-specific; RNA polymerase II cis-regulatory region sequence-specific DNA binding. The record is from RefSeq and is a predicted model, not a curated record.